Molecule: messenger RNA, 2157 nt
Organism: Iphiclides podalirius (scarce swallowtail)
Lineage: Eukaryota; Metazoa; Arthropoda; Insecta; Lepidoptera; Papilionidae
Source: the annotation of a GenBank genome assembly
AUGUCUGAGCCAGUGGUGGUCUCGCUGCAGAGGGAUUACCGAAACUGGUGGACCACAUUCCCGGCGAUCACAGCCUGCUUCUUGGAGCGGGUACAGCCUGAGGUGGCUAAGAAAGAAAUUGAAAGACUUUGGAAUGUAACUGAAGAUUCGGACGCUGAACGAUUCCAGUAUUACUAUGGCUUCAUCGAGCAAGUCGCUGACGUUUCAUUCAGGACCAACCUGCAGAACUUCUGGAAGUACCAGAGCGACAACACCGUCAAGAACAUAGAUCUGCUAGAUUUGGCGCGAAGCGUGCAUCCGAACGUGACAUUAGGUGUAACCUUGUCACAGACUAACAAAGAGGUGCAAUGGAUACCGGUCAUGACGGAGGAGGGUUUGUGUUUCACACUGAACUCAGUGUACGCCGAAUACCAGUUCUUGCUGAAGGAGACCGAAUGGAACCAGCAGGAGCUACUUAAGUGCCACUACCACAGCGGGCAAUGUUUCGUCACCAUCAAUUCUUCGAGCAAUGUCGUUCGAAUAUUGCAUAAAGAGUACUUCGUGCAUUCUCCGUUCGACAUAGCGACUGCUAUAUCCAAUCCGACAGGGGAAGUGAUGCCGAAUGAAGAGCUUGUGAUCGAUUAUAAGGUGGUGGAGAUUCAGGCAGCGGCUCGCGUGAAGACAUUGACGCCGGAGCAGAGACGGUGCAGAUACCCAGACGAGUGGUAUGGAGCCAUCAAGGCGUAUAGCUUUGGCCUCUGUCAGAUGAGCUGUCGAAAUCGGAUGGCCUUAAUGUUCUGCGGCUGUCGGCCAUACUUCAAUAUCAAAGGAGAUGGCGACGUGUGUGAUGCGCACGGGAUGGCGUGUAUCGGACGGAAUGUGGAGAUACUCAUCAAUCUGCCUAAGAACCUGGCCAAAUGCCCCUGCAUCCCCCAAUGCGCCGAGCUCAACUACUAUUCUCACACAAAGAAGGUCUCUAUUCGCAACGAAACGCUGGACGAGGAAGCGGCCGCCAUUGCGCGGUACAACCUGAUGCCGCCGAAAUUUCGUCUGCACAGGGACGUGAUCUUUAGCCUCGAGGAUUUAUUCGCGUCACUUGGAGGGACAACAGCAUUGUUCGUUGGUGCAAGCCUGCUGACUGUCGUGGAGACCGCACUAUUUAUCAUUAGAUUGCUCCCUUUCGGGUUGGACGUCGGAGUAUUGAGCGUUGCAGCUUAUUUUAUAACGAGGGUGAGGAAGCCCGACCCCAAUAAUGUCCUCAAUAUAUUUGGUCCCGAUCCGUGGACCAAGGAAAGCGAAUUGAACCCCGAGAAAGUGGUCAGGUGCAUUGCGCAUCGGGGUGCUGGCUUGGACGCGCCCGAGAAUACAAUGCAGGCAUUCAAAUAUUGUGUUGACAGAGAUUGUAACUUCAUAGAGCUGGAUGUGAGAUCAUCGAGAGACGGGCAUUUGGUGUUGCUGCACGACCAGGGGCUGGAGAGGCUGACUGGCACCGAUAUUAACAAUGUUCAUAUCAUGAACUGGGAUGAGAUCAAAAACAUAGACAUUGGGGCUACACAUCCAAAUAGGCAACAGUACAAAGAGGUGCACCUUUGUCUAUUUGAUGAGGCAAUAGAAUUCCUGCUUGCCAAUAAUGUGAGGAUGAUUAUUGAUGUUAAAGGAAAAGACCAAGAGGUGAUAAACGGAAUUGUCAAGGCGUUUUCGAAACAUCCUACCCUGUAUGAAAAUGCUGUGGUCACCACAUUCAACCCUUUUGUUCUUUACAAGAUCAGAACCAGGGAUCCAGACAUCGUUGGGGCCAUCAGCUACCGGCCGUACUGCUUCAGCGCCCAGGACUACGACGCCGAGAGCGGACCCCACAAUCCAAGGUUCGGCGACAACCCGCUGCUGCACUCGGUGCUUCGCGCCGCCGACGCCGCCCACUCGCUGCUGUGGCGGCUGAGCGCGCGCUGGUGCGGCGCCAGCGCUGUGCUGCUGCACAAGGACAUAGUCAGCCCGAGCGAGGUCCAGUACUGGAGGUCGAUCGGCGUCCGCUGCGCCGGCUGGUCGGUGAACAGGCCGCUGGAGAAGCUCUACUGGAGGGGGGUCCUCAAGGCGCCGUAUCUGGCGAGCACCCUGCUAGGGGAGCCGGACGUCGAUGAACAAAGACGCGUUGAGAAGCGAACAAUACAAGAGAUGGAG